Molecule: messenger RNA, 3197 nt
Organism: Hydra vulgaris (swiftwater hydra)
Lineage: Eukaryota; Metazoa; Cnidaria; Hydrozoa; Anthoathecata; Hydridae
Product: dynamin-like GTPase OPA1, mitochondrial
Biological process (GO): mitochondrial fusion
Cellular component (GO): microtubule; cytoplasm; mitochondrial membrane
Molecular function (GO): GTP binding; microtubule binding; GTPase activity
Source: RefSeq, a predicted model, not a curated record
AACAAUAGAAAAGUGACAUGUAAAUAAUAAAGUUGUGUAAAAGUACUUAUGUGUUGAAAUUCGUGUCAAAAUGAGUGGAAAUUUUGUAAUUAUAACAAACAAAGAGCUUUUUAACCUUACAAAACUGAAUAAAGCUGCAAAAUGUUCUAGAUAUUUUUCUGUAUUAUCACAAAAACGAGUUUUUAAAUCCAAGUUUAAUUUCCAUGCACAACAAAGACAUUUUAUUAUUCUAAACGCUAUACGUCACUUUUCAAAGUUACGAUAUUUAUUUCUUGGAGCUGCUGGUACAGCAGGAGUAGGAGCCAAACUAACUUAUGAAAAAUGGAAAGAGAAGUGGGUAGAGUUUCAGGAUCAGUUUCCUAGCAUAUCAUGGAUUGAUGAUUAUUAUCCUGGAAACUUUUUUUUAGGCAUUGAAACUCGUGUUAAAGAAAAUUCUGAGAAUUUGAAUUCCAUCUUUGAAGCAGCUCGUAAAUUAAUAUUUGGAGUUGUUGGAGAUGUUAUUGAAACAGAAGUGCAGCCACCAGUUCUAAGUGCUUCUUUUUCAACUCCUGCUCCAGAGGAACCAGAAAUCAAAUCAAAAUCACAAGAGCAAAAGCUUCAAGAACUUUUAAACAGAGCGCAAGAGGAACUGCUUGAAAUCCAACAAAAACUACAGCGAGAAAUUGAUAAAGUUGAACAAGAAAACCGUGAACUUCGCAAAGAAAUACUCUUAGGGAAAAACAAAACACAAACUAGUCCAAGGAAACUUAAGAGAUCAUUAAUUGAUAUGUAUUCAGAUGUUUUGGAUCUACUUGCUGAAUAUGAUUCGAGUUAUGAAAUUCAAGAUCAUUUACCCAGGGUUGUUGUUAUCGGUGAUCAGUCUGCUGGUAAAACAAGUGUUUUAGAAAUGAUAGCACGUGCCAGAAUAUUUCCACGUGGAGCAGGGAAAAUGAUGACGCGUUGUCCAAUUAUGGUGACAUUAACAGAAGGUGCAAAUCAUGUUGCAUAUUUCAAAGGAAGUGAUCACGAGUAUGAUUUGUCUAAUGAGGCAGAUUUGCAUAAACUUCGUCUUGAAGUUGAAGGCAGGAUGAACAAAAAACUUAAAGGAAAUAAUACCAUUAGUACAGAGAUUUUGUCCAUGUAUGUAAAAGGUCCUGGUCUACCGAGAAUGGUACUUGUUGAUUUACCUGGAAUAAUAAGUACUGAAACAACAGAUAUGGCUGCUAACACAAAAGAAUCUAUUACAAAAAUGAGCAGGCAUUACAUGUCUAAUCCCAAUGCCAUUAUCCUCUGUGUUCAAGACGGAUCAAUUGAUGCAGAACGCAGUAUUGUCACAGAUCUUGCAAGUCAAAUGGAUCCAUCAGGAAAACGCACUAUUUUUGUUAUGACAAAAGUAGAUGUAGCUGAAGCCAACCAAACAGAUCCUACAAGGAUUAAGAAGAUUUUAUCAGGAAAGUUGUUUCCAAUGAAAGCUAUGGGGUAUUUUGCUGUUGUAACAGGAACUGGUAAUAACAACGAAAGCAUUGAUUACAUAAAACAGUGUGAAGAAGAUUUUUUUAGAAGCUCUAAAUUAUUUAAGUCUGGUGUUCUGAAAGCCAGCCAAAUGACCACUCAAAAUCUAAGUUUUGCUGUGGCUAAUUGUUUUUGGCACAUGGUUCGUGAAUCUAUAGAGCAACAGUCCGAUACAUUCAAAGCAAGGAAAUUUAACUUGGAAACUGAAUGGAAGAAUAAUUUUCCCACUGUUCGAGAACUUGACAGGGACGAACUAUUUGACAAAGCCCGUGGUGAGUUACUUGAUGAGGCGAUGAGCCUGUCACAAAUUCAGCCACAAGAAUGGGAAAAACUCUUAGCAUCAAAUUUAUGGAAUGUUGUGCAAGAUUAUGCUAUUGAGACAGUGUACUUUCCUUCUGCUCAAACAGCUAAUUCAUCUCAAUUUAAAACUAAAGUUGAUAUUCUCUUAAAACAAUGGGCUGAACGUAUGUUGCCUUCGCAUGCUGUGCAGGUUGGAUAUGAUACUCUUUUAGCAGAAUUCAUUAAAGCAAUGAAUGAAGGUGUAGAAAUUGGAGGAAAAAAAGAUGCUCACAGUGCUUUAUUUAAAGAUCUUAAAGAUCGUGUAAAAAAAGAAUGUGAAUCAACGCAUAGCUGGCAAGCUCGAGCAAAAGAAUCAUUGCGAGUUAUUCAGUUGUCAACAUUAGAAGAUAGCAAUGUCCCAAAUAAAGAGCAAUGGGAUGAUGCCAUUAAAUUUAUGGAGGAAACCUUGAUAAAGGAAAGUGAGUCAAAUGAAAAAGUGCUUUCAAAACUGAUUGGCCCUGGGUGGCAAGAAAGAUUUUUGUAUUGGACCAGCAGAUCUAAGGAACAGAACUUGAACAAUGAAGUUAAAAAAGAGUUGCAGCGUUUAUUACAAUCAGUGAAUACUGUUCACUCACCUCAAUUAGAUGAUGAUGAGAUUACCACUGUUAAAAGAAAUUUGCAAAUUAAUAAUAUAGAAGUUUCACAUCAUGAAAUAUUAAAUGUUUGGAAAGCAUUAUAUAGGUCAUAUUUUAUUGAUAUAUCAUUGCAAGGAGCUCAGGAAUGCAGAAAAGCAUUUCAUCAUCGUAAUCUUGCAAGAAAUGAACUUGAGUGCAAUGACGUUAUAUUGUUUUGGAGGUUUAAAAACAUGUUAGCUGCAACGAGUAAUUCACUACGUCAGCAAAUAAUGAGUACUGAAGCACGUCGUUUGGAAAAUGAGGUUAAAGAGAUACUUGAUGAAAUAUCUCAGGAUGAAGAGCUCAAAAAAAAGCUUAUCAAAGGUCGCCAAGUUGAUCUCGCUGAAGAACUGAAACGUGUGCGUCACAUUCAAGAGUGCUUAGAACAGUUUGUAGAGGCUUUAAAACGCGAAAAAACAACUACAAGCUAAUGCUAUUAUAUCACGUCGUUAUUCGAAUUUAGUUAUAUAUUUAUAUUUUGCUAAUACAUCCUCAUCAUCCGUUAAAGAAAUUUUCGAGUUAAAUUAUCUAGAAAUUUAUGUUGAUAUAAAUAUUUUAAUCAAAUUUGCGACAAAAUGUAAUAAACGGUUAAAAUUUUUCUCAAGGCAUGCCAAUGGUUACAAAAGAUGACUUCAUUCUAUACACUGCGUAUCAUGAUGACACUGCGUACCGUAAUACAAUGUAUGAAAAAUAAGUAAAUUUAGAUAAUUUUGAAAGAAAUUAAUAAUGGAAAAAUUUAAAGCAUAAAAACUA